CACACGUGGGCAGCGGUUGCACUUUGCACCGUAAGGAUAGAGAUGGGUAGAGUAAGCAAACACAGGAGAAUAAAGUCCCACGACCCUUUUUACCGGGGGCCAAGAAGAGAUAAAAGAGGUAUGGUUGACCUCUGCCCUGUGAAUGACGAUCAACCAGUGCCAAAGAGUCUUGUCCGUCUUAUGAAGAGAGCCGAGAGCAUCAAAACCCUCAACAAUAAGGAGAAGAGCAGAGAAGAGAUGCAAGAAAGUAGAGGUUCUGGAGGAGAGAGUGCAGCGACAAGACAGAAACCCGUGGCCGUGGGGAAGAGGAAAGAGGGGAGGGGGAGGGACGCUAGAGAGGAGCCCAUGUUCUCAAAGAGGAAGGGAGAGAGCCUCAAGAGCUAUCUGGAGAGGGUGGAUGUGGAGGCCAAUGCCAGGAUCAUGGAGACUUUCAGAAAGAACAGGAAACCCAGCGAGAGGAGAAAGAAAAGGCUAGAGGAGAGACGGAAGAGAGCAGUGGCCAGGAGACAGGGUCUGAGUCAUGACAGAAACAGAGAUAUGGAGGAGAAAAGAGGACUGCUUCAACUCUUAGUCCACAAUGCAUUGAUUUUGAAGAUGAGGUGAGGUUUGGGGAAGUGGUGCAGGCUCCACCUGAGCUGAAGGCCAAGCCCAGAGGCUCCCAGCGGAGCUCUGCCUUCCCCUCACAACCACUGCUACUGGAACAGAAGAUGUCUGCGUCGCAAAGACAGUCGCAGAGGACAAGAUCAGCUCCAAGCCAACAAAUCAUGGGACUAAAAAGAAAACAUGACUUGAAACUAGAGAGGGAGCAUGUCAUUAGUGUCUAUAGGAAAGCAAAAGCAGCUGCACUAGUAAAGCGAAUUUAGAAUGUUGACAAAUGUUUUAUAAAAACUUUCACUUUCCCUAAAGGAACCUUAGAUUCCCUAGUGUUCCGAAGAAAACAGUCCCUAAAGGCUGGAGUGUUGGUCAGUUUUCUUUGACUAUAGCACAGUGUUGCAGUUGAGAGAGUGGGCAGCACUGUGCUAGGUCACUUAUAUACUCAGUGGUUGAUAGAGUAGGGAGGAAUGGCAGCACUGGCCAAGCAGGAGAUAACCGAUGGUGUGUCUAGCUCCAGUAGGACAAGAUCUGCUUCUUCCAGUAAGAGUUUCAACAGCUGGGGCAGUAGAUCGAGGAAACCUCGAGACUCCCUGGAGAAGAUAAGGGAGAGGGCCAGACCUUCCCAAUUGACAGUGACCAGAGACCUACUGGCAGUUCCGGAGCUCUCAGUGCAACUGGUAGGCAAGGGACAGGGGCUAGUGAUCGAGGAGGAAGGAGAAGAAGAGAUGCAAAACCUACCACUCGAUUUGCCCCACCACACCAUCAGCCGUAAUGCAGUCAGCGAGAGAUACCCAAGGGGAAAAGCUUCCGCUCUUGUGUUUGUACUGAACGUGAUAGUCAGCUAUGCCUUUGGUGCAGCCAUCACUGGGAUAGUGAACAUAUUCACCAUUGAGAAGGACGUCCCUUUGAAUGCUACAGAAGUCCACGUACUGACAUUUAUGCGCCUUCUAUUUCAGUACUGCAUCAGUCGCAUGUUCUACCCCGUUGCUGGCUUCAUUGCUGACGUGUACAUCGGGCGAUGCAAAAUGGUGAAGAUAUCGCUAGUCCUACUGGCAGUUGGAUACACAAUGCUGGUAGUAGCGUUCAUACUAGGAGGGCAGAAGAGGGUAUUUGAACAAUCUGAGGCCAAGGCUGCCAUUUGUGUGGACCUCGUCCGAAUGGUAGCAUUUCUCAUCAUCAGUGCAGGUGGAGGAGCUUUUGAGGCCACUAUCAUUCCGUUUGGUGUUGACCAACUCCAGGGAGCUUCGUCUGCUGAAAUCAGCUCCUACUUUUACUUUUUCUACUUCAGUCGAAACCUUGGAAUGGUAUUGGGUGUUGCCAUCUAUAGCAUAGUGCUGUACGCCAGUUUAAAGAUGAACAGUAUCGAGUUUGAAAACUACCUCCAGUUUAUCAGCGAUAACCCGCACAUCAACGAGCUAUAUGGUGUAUUUCAGCCGCUUGUUACACUCAUCAUAUUAACAGUUGGGAUUAUUCUGAUCAUCUGUUUCCACCACUGGUUCUUCAAGAACACUCUGUGGGAGAACCCAGUCAAACUCAUUGCCAAGAUCCUCUGCUACACUGCCACAGUCAAACGCCACCUCCCAGUCCGCAACAGAGCCUUCAGGUACGGAGAAGAGAGGAAGAAUAGAAUCGAACUGGCAAAGAUCACGUAUGAUGGAAAGUUUCCCGACGAGAAAGUGGAAGACGUGAAGGCUUUCUGCCGGAUCUUUCUUAUUCUACUGUCACUCAUCCCUACAAUGUUCUGCAUAAACGCAUUCAACACUGUUCUAUCCUACGAGACAAACAAGACAUUAACAGCGCUGCACCCUCAAGAAUUUCUUCAGAUUGACCUCUACCCAAGCAUCUACUUUGGAGUCAACUCCAUACUCACCCUCCUGCUCCUCCCACUAGUCAAUUUCCUGGUCAUUCCGAGUUUUCCAAAGAUGACCAUCAGAACAAGGAUAGGAAUUGGACUGUUUCUGUAUUCCGUUGGGAGUGCGGUAGUUGUUACAAUUCACGCAGUUCCCCUUGUGAGCGACAAACAUAGCACCGUCUCAAACAUUCAACUAAUCUGUCUCCUUAUCCCCAUGGUCAUCUUUGCCUUGGCAGAGGUCCUCACCGUUGUAUCAGCUUUAGAGUUCAUUUAUGCUCAGUCGCCAGAGAGUAUGAAAGGACUUCUCACUGGGCUCUUCUUCUUCCUUUUCGGAAUCAUCUCCAUACCGUCGUCCGUUGUGUUCUACGCCUAUUCUGGCAGCACAGAGGACCAAAAACUAGUCCGCUUACAUGGAGCAUUCGCUAUCAUACAGGUUGUGGGACUGGUGUUGUAUGGAGCGGUGGCAGUGUUGCACAAGAACAGACUUCGUCCAGAUGGAGAGAGCUCCAGCAGACACCAGCAGAGACUUAUGAUUGAGGACCAACUCCACAUCAGCAUGAUAGGCAAUAGAUAGCUGCAUAGGAGACUCUUGUGCAUUGUCCAUCUGUAUACUUUAAGGUCGUGUGGGAAGCACUCGGUUAAGUACUUUUACAUGACUUUGAAAUGCGUGCUCAGAGUAUCACUUUCAGUUUGCAAAUGG
Geodia barretti is the source of this 3146-nucleotide messenger RNA. Lineage: Eukaryota; Metazoa; Porifera; Demospongiae; Tetractinellida; Geodiidae. The record is from the annotation of a GenBank genome assembly.